UUGAAAACAGGAUUGACAGCUGUGCUUUUGCAGUACACCGAAUCUUCAUGGAGGUAAUCAACUAGUGAACUAGUGACCAAGGCAAAGGGGAAGAACAUUAGAAACGAGUCUUCACAUUUGAUAGAGGGAUUGUUUGAGAUUGAAGUAGAAGUUUAUACUUUCCUAAACAUCGAAACAAAAAUUCCACAUCAAACAUGGCUGCUACGCAGGAUAACAUGACGUGUGCAGUCUGCACAAAAGUUUACACAUCACCGAGGUUUCUUCCCUGUCAUCACACCUUCUGUCUAGAGUGUCUAGAGGAGCUGGCAAAGAGAAAUGGAGACACCAUCCCGUGUCCUACCUGUAGAGCUCCUGCUACUGUACCGCCAGGUGGUGUGUGUGAUCUACAAGUCAACUUCUACUUCACGGAGGAAGCUCUGGAGGAGGCGCGUAGUGAGGGAAGUCUGUCCGUGUGUCCUGUUCACACUAAGAAGUGUCUUGUAUUGUAUUGUACACAGUGUCACCAAGCCAUAUGCACCAGAUGUAAGCUCACCAAACACGAGGGACACGUUACUGAAGAUCUGGCAGACGCCGCCGCUCGCUGUAAACAAACGAUUGAACAUGAACUGAGUCGUCUUGAUGUUUCAAUUGGUAUUCUAGAAUGGAAAACACAAUGUUUUAGAGAAAACAAGAAGUAUUUAGAAGAAAAACAAGUUGCAUUAACGAAGCAGAUUCAAGUCCGGCAUGACGCCAUUGUGGCUAUGGCAGGAAGAUAUCGUGACCAGGCGAUGAGAAAUCUUCAGGAAUUGUCAGAGAGUGCUAGGAAGGAGUUCACCGCCAUGACACAGCCAAUAAUAGACGAGAAGAACACCCUUCUCAAACUUAAGGAACGAGCUGUACACGCGCUAAGGUCAGCCUGUGACAUGGAGGUCGUGGAGGUGGAGAGAGAGAUGACACGGGGAGAAGGAAACGCCGAGCGGUUGAGAGAACAAAGUGCUGGGUGGCCUUCUAUGACUGAUCUACCUGGACUCCAUGGCGAUUUCACUAACGACAUUGAAAACUGUGUCAAGAUGUACAUAGGAUCGCCAGUGAAGCUGACAAAACAGAUUGAGAAUAGUUCAUGGUUUUUUACCCGUAUUAGACCUGGAGAUAAUGAAUGUUGUGAGGUGCACGCUUUGAGGCAAAAGGAGGAUAAAAGUAUCGAGGUAUUUUAUGGAGGAACGGGAGGAGACUUUUCUAAAGAGAGGUCAGCGAUUUUCAUGGCUUGUGAUCGUCAAAGAGCUGUUGCUGAGCAUGAGUACGGCAAAAGAGUAUCACCCAUCACACGAAAAGAUCACAUAAUGGAAUGGGAAGGACAAGAGAAGAGAAUUCUCGCUUCAAAGGAUGCCGCCAUGUAUUGUAUAAAUCAGAACUGUACGACAGGUGAGUGUUUUAUAAGUUCAGUUAAGUUAGAACAAACAGACGAGAAGGAAACAUGGUGUUUCGGUUUUCCUUUAAUCCAUCCAGAAGUAAACAGGAUACAUAACUUUGAUGCUGACAAAGACGGGAUGUUGUUUGCUGUGGUAGACGAAGAUAAAGAUGAAACUUCAAAUGAUGAAUUAUGUAGGAAAGAUGAAGAGAACACGUGCAAAGAAAGGUCCCAUCGUGUUGUACGUGUUUAUUCUAAUCAAUCUAACAAACCUGUAGCCACCUACACACCACCAGUACAACCGUUUUUCCCAACAGACGUCUGCUUUUGGGGCAAAAAGUUGUUGAUUUCUGAUUGGAUGAACGACUGCGUACACGUUACAAAGGUAGAUGACAAUGAGAUCACAUUUGUCGACUACCUGCCAGUCAGUGGUAACAUAGUGCGGCCAACAGCUUUAAAUGUUGAUGUUUACGGCUACCUGCUCAUUGGGUGUGGCGAUGGCUUGUUUCUACGAGAUUACUUUUCCGCUUCUUAUUUUGGAAAGUAGAAGGUGUAUCACAAUUACACAUUUUAUUUGAAAUCAGCUUCUGCUGUGGGCAAAGAUUUGUUUUAUACAUUUUCUUAAACAGUUGUGUUUAACCAGUUGCUGUUUUUUCUUUAUCCACACUAAAAAGAGGUUGUAUAUUCUGGUUACUAGUGCACUCAAGAGAAGGUUGGUGGUUUUAUGAUUGUUAGAGUUGAUGACAAGAAGCACAUGAUGAUAACCAUACUUGGAGUCUGUGUUCUACCCGCUUUGCGAUAAACAAGCAAAACACCAUCGUCGACAUUAGGUUAUGCUACAUUCACUUGCCUUUCAUGUUAUUUGUCUAUAAAGAACUUUGUCAAUGUUUAAUGAAUGAAAAAAAUAAUCCGAUAGAUAGUUUUUAGAUUGUGAGAAAAUCCAGUGUCACCAGGUCACAUCAUGUCAGAGUUGCGUUGCAGGUCUCAGCUUAGCUUUUGUUUAUUUAACCAGCAGUGAAAGAAUGAAAGUCUGAUAAGAUUCUUGGAUUUGUGAUGAAUGAAAACAGGGAUAGAUGAAGUUAUCGUAUUAAUUACAUUAAUGAUUUUUUGGAAAAAGAAAUCUUUUACAUGAUUUCUUAUUACUGGCUUUGGCAGACUGAUACACAUGUUCUGUACCUGUACCAGAACUCACAUUUUGAGUUAGUGUGGAUUUGAUUAAACAGUCGAGCUGUCUUGUCAGCAUUAACAAAUAAAUGAGUGAAUGUAUUUUGUCAUACAAUAUGUCAUUUUGUACUGGCAGAUUGCAUUGGUUAUAAGUACUUUUUACACUAAUAUGUCAGUUUCUAUACAAAUGAAUAGAUGGAGUGGUGUGAUGCUCAUCUCUUUCAAAAUAUUUUGCUAAUUUUCACGAAGACUGUGUAAAAUAGUGAUCAGUGAGUGAAAUGAACUGGACUGUUUAUUUGAUGGGUCAACGACCCGUUCAAAGUGGGGUGAAAUAUUGUUACAUGAUCAUCAAU
Molecule: messenger RNA, 2904 nt
Organism: Pomacea canaliculata
Lineage: Eukaryota; Metazoa; Mollusca; Gastropoda; Architaenioglossa; Ampullariidae
Exons: 3
Coding region: 195-1934 (579 amino acids)
Biological process (GO): positive regulation of DNA-templated transcription
Cellular component (GO): nucleoplasm; chromatin
Molecular function (GO): zinc ion binding; ubiquitin-protein transferase activity
Source: RefSeq, a predicted model, not a curated record